UUCCGACCAAUCCAGAAGAGUUCGACCAAGAUGAGCGCAUAUCUUUUUCCAAGCUCGACAACAAGUACAUUGCAGUGCAAGACGACGGGACUGAGUACGAAUUCGAUCAUGGGUUGAGGCGCUGGAUCCCCAUCAUCGACGAAGCCCUGAUUGAGGAGCAGCAGAAAGGCUAUAUGAUGCCCAAUGCCGAUGACUCCCACGAUGAUCGACAGGGUGGCCCGCAGGGAAGAAAGAGGAAGAUGGACCACUCGAACGACCGCGAGGUAAGCUGCGCGCGCAUGCACAACUGCAGCGUCGGCCGUCCCGCACGCCGCCACGCAUUCCUUCUCCCAUAGCCCAGCACAUGAAAGACAGAAGAAGAGUCAAGAGAAAAGAGCAAUUCCGAAUGCUCGCAUCCGAAAUCCGCGGAGAGACUGACCAGCCGCUCGAUGUUUCCUCUGUUUGCUCGCCAGCAGGACAAUCACACCAAGAACAAAGCCGCUAGGCGGCAGCAGGGUAAUCGGGGACCGCCGCAGCCCAAACAGAACACGGCCGUCUACGUGACGGGGCUCCCGCUAGACGCCACCGUCGACGAGGUGGCCGAGCUCUUCUCACGCAAGUGCGGCGUCAUCGCCGAGGAGAUUGACAGCGGCCGGCCGCGCAUCAAGAUGUACACGGACGCCGACGGCAACUUCAAGGGCGACGCCCUCAUCGUUUUUUUCAAGCCGCAGUCGGUCGACAUGGCCAUCAUGCUCCUGGACGACACCGAGUUCCGCUUUCCCGCUCCCGGUGAAACCUUGCCCAAGAUGCGCGUCCAGGCCGCCGAUUCGAGCUACAAAAAGACCAAAUAUGACGGCGACAGCGAAGCCGGCGCCAGCAACAAGCCGGGCGAAGGCGACAACAGCAGCAGCAACGCCCGGCGCAACGGCCAGGACAAAGCCAAGAUCAUCAAAAAGACGCAGAAACUGUCUGCCAAGCUGGCCGACUGGUCCGACGACGAGCCGUCCGCGCUGCACACCAACGACCUCAUCGCCGCCGCCGGUAGCGCCAAAGGCGGCAAGUGGGACAAGGUGGUGAUACUGCGGCACAUGUUUACGUUGCAGGAGCUGCAGGAGGACCCGGCCGCGCUGCUCGACAUCAAGGAGGACAUUCGCGAGGAGUGCGCCAAGCUGGGGCCCGUCACCAACGUGGUGCUGUACGACGAGGAGGAGGAGGGCAUCGUCAGCGUGCGCUUCCAGACGCGCGAGGCGGCCGAGGCCUGCGUGCGCCUGAUGCACGGCCGCGCCUUUGACGGGCGAAUCGUCGAGGCCUUUUUUGCGACGGGCAGGGAAAAGUUUAGGAGGUCCAAGAAGGAUUCUUCUUCUGCUGGCGGUGGUGGGGGUGGUGGCAGCGGCGAGGAGCAUGGUGAUUAAGUGUGAUUUGUACGAUUGACACUUUCUCGCGUGGACAUUCUUCAUCACUUCCCCUGGCGCUUUGCCACCAUACUACCGUUUCGACAGGCCGUUCCUGAGACACGACUUAGGUAGGUCCUCAAAUAGGUAGCUAGCUGUGUACAAUCAGUCUUGGUCGGACUAAUUUACCGUCCUGUUUAC
Molecule: messenger RNA, 1571 nt
Organism: Canariomyces notabilis
Lineage: Eukaryota; Fungi; Ascomycota; Sordariomycetes; Sordariales; Chaetomiaceae
Exons: 1
Coding region: 429-1391 (320 amino acids)
Biological process (GO): mRNA splicing, via spliceosome
Cellular component (GO): U2-type spliceosomal complex; U2 snRNP
Molecular function (GO): RNA binding
Source: RefSeq, a predicted model, not a curated record